Molecule: messenger RNA, 3240 nt
Organism: Cyanidioschyzon merolae strain 10D
Lineage: Eukaryota; Rhodophyta; Bangiophyceae; Cyanidiales; Cyanidiaceae
Exons: 1
Coding region: 1-3240 (1079 amino acids)
Molecular function (GO): protein binding
Source: RefSeq, a predicted model, not a curated record
AUGGCUGGUCGUGCGGGAAGUAACUCGCGUUCAAACUUCAACGGGGAACCAGCUGAGCGGUCGCGCCGAACGUCGGCCCGAGGGUACCGCACCACGCUGGACUACGGCGGCGGUGACUGGACCGCACCCGGUCACGCGCCUGAUCGCGACACGAGCCAGAGCCAGGAACCCAGUGUUGAACAAGUUUCAGAGCACGAAGUACACGCCGACGUUAUGGCUUCCAGCACUGCUUCCGAAGGUAGCUGCUCUGCGGAGCAGCGAGAGUUUCUAACCGUAGAAAGUUACCGACAGCAGAAGAACGGGGAGCAAAAACCUGCUUCUGACUCUGGCUGGAAUAGAAACGAUGAAACAACGGAGAGAGCAUCCAGAGAUACGCAAUCCGGAGACGCAUCUGGCAUGAGCGUUACAGCGGGCGGCGCUGUGGCCUCCGUUUCGUCGUCACGGAGCUCAACGGAGGCGUCGACGCCGAGGUGGCUGCAUCUAUCAAGGCCGCCUUCGUCUGCGGGUAAGAGUUCUGCGGAAUUCUCGGAGCCAAGUGGAGCGGCUCGGGAGCGUGCGCUCCGCCGUCGACGCGAGUGGAAGCGCCUGGCGUGGCGCCGAGAGGCCAUGGAAAUGAACCUUCUCGAAGAGCAGUUCAAUAGAUACUGUGAGCGGAUCCUGAGUGCCCGCGGCUUUUCUCGAUCCGAAAGGGGCGCUGCAAGUAUGCUCCCCGAAUCCAUAGCGCUCGCCGAACUGGCAAAGCGCUACCAGCGACGUGCCUCGACUGGGCAGCGCCUGCAGGGACUAUCACCAGCCGAGAUUCGAGAACGCCGCAAUGCACAAAAGCGGGAAAGCAAGCAAAGGAUCCAACGAUAUCGAGAGGAGCGGGCUAGUUUGCUCCGCAGGUUCAUCAGUGCAUUCAAAAUGGAGUUGGGUGAACUGGACGACGACAACGACAACGACAACGACGAGAUGCCUACCGAAACUGGCGAGCACGGGCGAAGUGCCGACUCCGCAUACGGUGUGCAUCGCGGCGAUCUCUCCAUAGCAAGUACCCAAGAGCGGCCAUUCUCGGAGUAUGCCAUCGCGGACGCAAUGCGCUCGAACGCGAACCAUGUCCGUCAGAAAACACGACUGCAGGCAGGUAGCCGAUCCACGGCGGAGGCGCUUCAAGAUAUGUCAAGUUUUAUUGCAGAAUAUCGGAAGGAUGCUCUCGAGGAUAUGCUAUUCGGUAGUCGGCCCCGGAGCGAUGCUGCGAAUAUGGCGAUCGCAGAGCUUGAUGGAAACCUGAUGCUGAACCAGCAGCUCAUUGGUGAUGAUGAUACUGGCCAGCAGCUGCGAGAAGCGAAUCAGAUUGUCUCGGAAUUACUCGCAGAAAUGGAUGCAAACGGCCCACUGGUGUCGGCCUGGGAUCUGAGCUUGUUGAAAACUUCGGGCAUGAACACGAUCAUGGUUCAGAGCCCGAGCAUGGGUCGGCUUCUUGUCGGCAUACAGGUGUUCCAGGGGCUCUUCACGAGCGAGCGAGCAGCCAGGGUUCUGGGGAUAUCGGCGACUGUCGCGCGCAACGCGCUCGAACGCCUGCACAACAAUGGUUUGCUGUUGGCGAUCCCGCGGACAGCGCAGCUGAGUAACGAAUACGCCUAUCUGGUGCCGGAGCACGUACGUCGCAUCCCGCCUCACGUUAUCCUGCAACUGGCGACAGAACGCCCAACGCACAAGAUGGUAACCCUAGUUGACCUGGAUUCGCAUUCGGUUGCUUCGGAAUCCAUGAUGAUCGAGGCCAAACAGAUCCUCUACCGCGUAGAACAUAAUUUUGUGCAAGAACUAAGAGAACGUCUCAGUCGCUUGCAGUUGGAGUCUCGCUCGGAUCAACCGGAUGUCUGGGAUCGGAUUCGGAUCUACUUCGACGAGCUCAAGGAUGACUUUUUCUACGCCAUAGAGGUUGCGCGCAACCAUUACGGCAUCGUUGGCGUUUCCGACUUUGUCGCCAGCUUCUCAUACCCGAUUCGGUACUUACUGAAAGCCGAAGCUCGUACCGGCAUCUUCAGGGACAUUUACGAGCGAUUUGAGCCAGCGCUGCGCAGCUACUUGACAUCACUGAACAGAUUGGGACAUAACUUGUCACUAUGGACAAGAGAUGUCGGCACGUCCGCUGGCGACGUCGUCGCGCUGCAGCGCCAGGUCGAGCACGGCCCGAGCGUGGCCGACUGGCAUCGUCUCUACCCGACCUGUCUAGGGAAUGAGCAUGCAAGCGACGAUGCGCUUAGCUCAGCGUUGCUCCUGGGCGGUACAGUAACGUCGGCGGCGAUGCCUUCCCCGCUGGCGGAAGAUGCACCCUGUGACUCGCUGACCUUGAGCUUUCCCGACGAAAUCGAGCACGCUAUCCUAUCCGGUCUGUGUCUGUCUCGAGCUUGCAUCGACUCACUCGAUUACGAAGAAGCCGAGCGAAUCCUGGAACAGUUACUGGAGGUAUGCACGCGGCAUUCUCCGAUCAUUAUCCCGAAGAGUCAAAGCGCCAGCAGCAGCGCCCCGAGCAGUACGGCAGUGGCGCCGCUGGGCCCGCGCAGUUUCUUUCCACAUCAAGAAGUCCACCUGUUGAUGCAUCCAACGAUUCAUGUGGCAAUUCUGGAAAACCUGGGUCGUUCGCAUGCGCUGCGGGGUCGAACGAAAGCCGCUUGUCGCUGCCUGGCGCAGACGCUGGCACUGCGUCGGCAACUGGGCCAAGAGCAAUCCAUCCCCUAUGCGUUGACGCUGAUCUCGUUCGGCGACUCCUUGAUCCGUGAACACCAACUCGAAACAGCGCGUACAGUCUUCGAAGAGGCGCUCUCUAUCUUCGAUCGCUUCGUACACCGAUAUGCAGAGCGUUUUGAGCUUUCCUCCAGAGCCGAAGCGCUCUACUACCUCGCGCUCCUGCACUUUGUGGCCGGCGAUGAGCGCAAAGCCAUUGAGUUGUUGAACGUGGCCCUAGAAGUGCUUGAUGCUCGACAUAGCAGUAACUUUAUCUGCUGUAGUCCGCGCACCGUGCUCACACUCGAGACCAUGAUUUACAAACUGCUCGCCCAGAUCUACAUCGCUGCCGGGCGACGCGAUCGGGCGCUCGUGCUGCUGCAGAACGCACUGAACCUAAUUGCUUCCACGUAUGCCAGAGGCAUCGAAACCGGUAUUCACGGAGGCAGCCAGUCGCAGGAUGAGCGAGCGACCCGAGAUCUCGUCGACGUCCUGAGUCAGCUGAGCGUCGACGCGGAAUCGAAUGCACGUUAA